AUGUCGGCCAGCAGUCCCAACAACGGCCUCUGCGCCAUCUGUAGCGACAAAGCCACAGGCAAACACUACGGCGCCUCGUCGUGCGACGGCUGCAAAGGUUUCUUCAGACGCAGCGUGCGCAAGAACCACGUGUACCAGUGUCGGUUCGUAAGGUCCUGCCACGUUGAUAAGGACAAGAGGAACCAGUGCAGAUACUGCAGGCUGAAGAAGUGCUUCAGAGCCGGCAUGAAGAAAGAAGCGGUGCAGAACGAGCGAGAUCGCAUAAGUGUUCGGAGGACGCCGUACGACGACCAACAACGCAACAGCGCCCUCUCAGUGGCCACCCUCUACAACGCUGAUGCUGCCACGAAAUCGAUGCUCACCCAAAUAACGACAUCAGACAUAACGAGGAAAGCCUUGGCGAACGUUGGAGACAUCUGCGAAUCGAUGAAGCAGCAAGUCAUGAAGAUGAUUGACUGGGCCAAACUCAUACCGCCCUUUAACGAGAUGGACACUGACGAUAAGGUGUCACUGCUUCGUUCGCACGCGUGUGAGCACCUGCUGUUGAGUCUGGCGAGAAGAUCGUGCAUGUACAACGAGACCCUCCUACUCUCCAACGACACCGUCAUCACUCGAACCUCAUUGGACAACGAACAGAACAAGAUCACGUGCCGCAUCAUGGACGAGUUGAUCCAACCAAUGAGAGACAUCCAGAUGGACGAAUCAGAGUUCGCCUGCCUCCUGGCCAUCAUCCUCUUUGACCCAAGCAGUCGAAACCUGACGAUAUCACAUCGGAUUCGUUCCCUGCGUUGGCAGGUGCAAGUGAACCUGGAGGAUUACAUCAACGACAGGCAGUACGAUUCUAGGGGAAGGUUCGGUGAGAUGCUGUUGCUGCUACAAAACUUACAAACUAUCGCCUUCCAAGUCAUCGAACAAAUCAACGCUUACCGGUUGUAUGCCGGACUCAAGUUGGAUACUCUACUGCUGGAAAUGAUUCUGCAAGGUUCUCAUUUUUUUAUUAUUUGUGUAUUUAGUAGUUAA
Helobdella robusta is the source of this 1020-nucleotide messenger RNA. RefSeq lists its product as hypothetical. Gene Ontology annotation, biological process: regulation of transcription by RNA polymerase II; anatomical structure development; cell differentiation. Gene Ontology annotation, molecular function: RNA polymerase II cis-regulatory region sequence-specific DNA binding; zinc ion binding; nuclear receptor activity. Lineage: Eukaryota; Metazoa; Annelida; Clitellata; Rhynchobdellida; Glossiphoniidae. Bases 1 to 1020 code for a protein of 339 amino acids. Gene Ontology annotation, cellular component: nucleus. The record is from RefSeq and is a predicted model, not a curated record. The transcript is spliced from 5 exons.